This is a messenger RNA of Octodon degus (degu), 534 nucleotides long. RefSeq names its product DnaJ heat shock protein family (Hsp40) member C24 (gene Dnajc24). Gene Ontology annotation, molecular function: ATPase activator activity; ferrous iron binding. The record is from RefSeq and is a predicted model, not a curated record. NCBI's taxonomy places the organism in Eukaryota, Metazoa, Chordata, Mammalia, Rodentia, Octodontidae. Gene Ontology annotation, biological process: positive regulation of ATP-dependent activity. Bases 73 to 522 code for a protein of 149 amino acids. The transcript has 4 exons.
GUGCAGAUUGUAACCAGUUGCCCCUACUGUGUUAUCCAGCCGAUCUGAGAAAACCCGCUCGUAGCUCGAGGGAUGAUGGCGAGGGAGCAGAUGCCAAAGAAGGAUUGGUAUGGCGUCCUGGGGGCGGACCCGUCUGCCGAUGUGUCAGACUUAAAACAGAAGUAUCAGAAACUCCUAUUAAUGUAUCACCCUGACAAGCAGAGCACAGCCACACCGGCAGAGACGCUGGAGGAGCAUCGACAGAAGUUCAUUGAGGUGGGCCAGGCCUGGAAGGUUCUGGGGAAUGAAGAGUUGAGGAAGGAGUACGACCUGCAGCGGCACGAAGAUGAGCUCAGAAGUGUGGGACCAGUACAUGCACACGUGUAUCUGGAAGAAAUGUCUUGGAACGAAGAUGAGCGUUCUUUCUCUCUGAGCUGCCGGUGUGGUGGCACAUACAGCGUUUGUGAGCAGGAGGUGGCAGCCACGGGCCUGGUUCCCUGUGACACGUGCUCGCUGAUGGUGGAGCUCCUUCACAACAGCUGAGCUGGGCCAUGG